AAAAGAUGGAAUUAGUAUUGUCAUGCCCUGGAUAACAAACACGUUGCCGUUACAAAAAGUGUCAGUUCCCACUUCCCACUGUAGUCAGAGAGAGCCGCUGUAGCAAAUUAUUGGACUUUAAGUACUGAGCUAAAACCCCUUCAAAAACCCACACGAUUCCAAAAACGGCUGCAUAUAUAACUGAGAAGACAGCAAAUAAUUGAGUGAGAAAAAAGAAUGGAUCCGGGAAGUUCCGGGUACAAGGAUUAUGUAGCGGGUCUAAUGGCCGGUAUUGCUAUGGUUAUUACUGGUCACCCUUUUGAUACUGUCAAGGUGAAGCUCCAGAAACACAAUACAGAAGCACGGGGAAUAAAGUACAAUAAUGGAUUGCAUUGUGCUGCUAGAAUAUUACAAACUGAAGGAGUUAAGGGGCUCUAUCGAGGAGCUACAUCUUCGUUCAUUGGCAUGGCCUUUGAGAGCUCACUUGUAUUUGGUAUUUACUCCCAAACAAAACUACUGCUGCAGGGUGGACCAGAUGGAGGUAAGCCCCAACCUCGUGCAAUAGUUCCUUCAGCUGCCUUUGGAGGAGCUAUUAUCAGCUUCAUUCUAUGCCCAUCAGAACUGGUGAAGUGUAGGAUGCAAGUUCAAGGUGCUGAUUCUGUGGUACCAAGCUCCAGUAGAUAUAGUGGUCCACUUGAGUGUGCUGUUAAAACUGUAAAAAGUGAAGGGAUCACAGGCAUAUUUCGAGGAGGCUUCACGACUUUAUUAAGAGAAUCUUUGGGAAACGCUGUCUUCUUUACUACAUAUGAAUAUGUUCGUUAUCACUUGCAUCUACGACUGAAAGGUGCUUCCUCUGAGUCAAGCCACUUGGUUGAUGUUGGAGUUGGAAUAAUGAGUGGUGGUCUCGGUGGUAUAGCAUGUUGGUCAGCAGUUCUGCCGUUGGAUGUAGCAAAAACUAUAAUUCAGACUACCCCAGAGAAAAACCAUACGAGAAAUCCGUUUCUCAUUUUAAAAUCGAUUUAUGGGAGAUCCGGUCUUAGAGGAUGCUAUACGGGUCUAGGUCCUACAAUUGUGAGAGCUUUUCCUGCUAAUGCAGCUGCAAUUGUCGCAUGGGAGCUGUCUGCCAAAUUGUUGGGAAUCAAGCGUGAUUUGAACUAGUAAGAAAUCCUGAUUGCUGCCAAUACUAUUCUGGUUGCCUGCUGGCUUAAAGCUUUAGAGGCUCGUGGCAAGAUUACUCCAUGAUUCUUUUGAUGUGCCCUCACCGUCACACUACUAAUUUGGCACAAGCACGUUAUAUUUUAAUGAGAUAAUCCGAGCAUCUUUAAUAGCUUUGUGGUUCUCUCACGUUCUUUUUUUUUCUUUUAUCUAAAGGACCCAAGGUAGUAUCGUAGCUUGAUUGAUGUGGCUGGUUAUUGGUCAAAAAGUUAAUUGAAGUUGGAGUGUUCUUCUUAAGCUUUAUUGCACAACAUUAUUAGCUUCAAUAUUGGUGAUAUAUUCUAUGAUAAACGGUUUUGCAUACUC
Molecule: messenger RNA, 1500 nt
Organism: Nicotiana attenuata
Lineage: Eukaryota; Viridiplantae; Streptophyta; Magnoliopsida; Solanales; Solanaceae
Product: mitochondrial arginine transporter BAC1
Exons: 8
Coding region: 217-1137 (306 amino acids)
Biological process (GO): mitochondrial L-ornithine transmembrane transport
Molecular function (GO): L-ornithine transmembrane transporter activity
Source: RefSeq, a predicted model, not a curated record